AUGAUGAUGAUGAUGGCAGGUGGUAUGGCAGCUGCGAAGCAAAAGAGCAAGAGUGCAUCACCAAAGCGAUCAUCCUCGCCCGUGGAGAGCGAUGAGAAGGUCGCUUCACCGUGCGAUUUCCUAGACCCGGAGGUUCGGAAACUGGGUGAUCACUUCAACAUUGAAGACCGAUGGCUUGUGCGCCUGGAUGAGCUCAUGAGAAGACGGAAGGACACCAAAGAUCAGGAUUUGGCCAAACUCUAUGAAGUCCUGGAGCAAGCCCGAAGUCCGACAGGACUUCUGGUGGCCAAGCUCGGUGAAAUGGAGUGCGGUCAGUUUGUUGGCAAGGUGAAGCCCGACCGCAACAUCGAGCGUUUGGCGACCAGGUACAACCUCGACACUCGAGUGGUGUCCCGGCUUACUGAGUUGAGGGUGAGGCGGAAGAAGACGCAGACAGAGGACUUCAACCGACUGGAACAGCAUCUCAGUCUUUGCAAGAGGCCCUCAGCCACUGCGACGCUUCUCAUUGGCAAAGUCCUGGAAGGGGAGCUGAAACAGAUUCCAGAUGUGACCACGGCCAAAGCGCUAGCACAGAGGUUCAAGUUGGACAAGGAUGCCAAGUCCAAACUGCGGGAGAUCGCCGAGAAGCGUGCGGAGGAUGUGGAGGAAGUCAUGGUGCACUUGGAGAAGACCCUCGCGAUGUCGCACCAGCCCUCCGCCACUCUGUGCAAGCUGGCCAAGACCCUCAUGGAUGGUGGCAAAAAGAGGAGUGCAGAUGAGAAAUAUGCCAACAAGUCAGACAGUGAUGCUGAAAGUCCUGUUGAAGAGAGGCCCAAGAGUCGAAGUGCUGCUCGGAGUGAGUGCAGCACCGACAGCAGCAGUAUUCGAAGAAGAAGAGCUGCCUUAGAUAGAAGAAGCAGAAGCAGGAGCAGAAAAGGAAAGGGCAAGCAGAAAGGCCAAAAGAAGAAGGACGCCGCGCGGGGCGCCCCCGCGGCGCCGAAGGCUCUGCCGGUGGCUGCGCCGGGGUCGGUGCAAGUGGGCGGUGGCUCUGGAGGUUGGACGGUUACCGAGUGGUAG
Molecule: messenger RNA, 1056 nt
Organism: Durusdinium trenchii
Lineage: Eukaryota; Dinophyceae; Suessiales; Symbiodiniaceae
Source: the annotation of a GenBank genome assembly